Alligator mississippiensis (American alligator) is the source of this 1041-nucleotide messenger RNA. Its product is annotated as protein eyes shut homolog. Lineage: Eukaryota; Metazoa; Chordata; Crocodylia; Alligatoridae. The transcript is spliced from 7 exons. The record is from RefSeq and is a predicted model, not a curated record. The coding region runs from base 1 to 1041 and encodes 346 amino acids.
AUGUUGCCUGUUGGCAGUCCUGGAGGUUACUGUAUGAUUGAAAUAGCUGCAGAAGGAAAUCCUCCUGUACAACACCAAGUCUUUCUGUCAUAUCAGGUGUCUCAGAGCACCUUUGGGUCCACAUUCCUUGGAAGUGUUCCUGCUCAGGCUGAGGUUCCUCAGUGUGCAGGGAGGAUUCAUGGCUACAGAGGCUGCAUAAAGGAUUUUCAAGUUAACAAUAAAGAGUUAUUCAUCAUAGAUGAGGCCUUAAGUGGGAAGAACAUUGAAAACUGCAAUGUCCCUGUAUGUGAUUAUCAUCCAUGCCGUAAUGGUGGUUCCUGCAAAAGUGAUACAGAAAAUUGGUUCUGUGACUGCCCUAGAUUCUACUCUGGAAAGCUUUGCCAGUUCACAACUUGUGAUGAGAAUCCAUGUGGAAAUGGUGCUACUUGUUUUCCAAAAUCCAGUCAAGAUGCUGUUUGCCUCUGUCCUUAUGGAAGGGCUGGAAUCCUCUGCAAUGAUGCUAUCAAUAUUAGCCAUCCCAGCUUCAGUGGCAUGGAUGCUUUUGGCUAUACUUCAUUUCUAGCCUAUUCUGCAAUCCCAAAUAUCAGCUUCUACUAUGAAUUUCACCUAAAAUUUCUAUUGGCAAAUCACCACUCAGCAUUACAAGAUAACCUGAUAUUUUUCACUGGACACAAGGGGCAGGGUUUGAAUGGAGAUGACUUCUUGGUGCUAGGCUUACGCAAUGGCAGGGUAGUAUACAGCUACAACCUGGGUUCUGGCACUGCCACUAUCAUUAGUAAACCACUCAACCUGACACUCACUGUUCAUGUGAUACAUCUGGGCAGAUCUCUCCGUAAAGGCUGGUUGAAGGUGGAUAAUCAGAAGAAUAAAACUGUCACUUCUCCAGGGAGAUUGGUUGGACUCAAUGUCUUCAGUCAAUUUUAUGUAGGGGGCUACAGUGAAUACACUCCAGAAUUCUUACCAAAUGGAUCCAGGUUUAAAGAUGGCUUUCAAGAUAAAGAGGAAUAUACUUAUGCUGGAAAAACAAAUCUUACUGUUUGA